Molecule: messenger RNA, 432 nt
Organism: Pelobates cultripes (western spadefoot toad)
Lineage: Eukaryota; Metazoa; Chordata; Amphibia; Anura; Pelobatidae
Source: the annotation of a GenBank genome assembly
AUGGCAGUGGUGAAAAGCCUGCGCAACUCCUUGGUUUCCAUGAGAAGUGACCCAGAUUAUUUUCAGUCCAUUUUCUAUGACUGUGAAAAAAAGUGUACUGAAAAUAACAUCGCCAUUCCCCCAGUUAGGAAGAGAAAACCUUUUGUCCUUCUUGAUGAAGCAGCACAGUCUCAGUAUCACUAUGAAACAAAAGAGGAGCAGGAGAGGAUAACUUCAUUUUACCCACUAUUGGAUUCAUUGAUAACUGGUACUGACCAGCGAUUUGAACAGGAGUCGUGUGAUAUUGUAACUGCAGUAGGAAAACUGCUAAACUUGGAGAUUCCUAAAUGUGACCUAGAAAUCCUUGCCAACAAAUUUAAGGUGUCAGUGGAUGAAUUGGAAGCAGAAGGCAAACUGCUAAGGGAGUAUGAUGGACCUACUCCUAAAGGUUGA